Pyricularia grisea is the source of this 3372-nucleotide messenger RNA. RefSeq lists its product as uncharacterized. The coding region runs from base 1 to 3372 and encodes 1123 amino acids. NCBI's taxonomy places the organism in Eukaryota, Fungi, Ascomycota, Sordariomycetes, Magnaporthales, Pyriculariaceae. Gene Ontology annotation, biological process: glucosylceramide catabolic process. Gene Ontology annotation, molecular function: glucosylceramidase activity. The transcript has 7 exons. The record is from RefSeq and is a predicted model, not a curated record.
AUGCUGCUCUGCCUUUGGCAGGCAGCCAACUUCUAUUGCUGCGUUGCUGCCACCAAUUUACCUCGAAAAGAAGCAUCAGCCCAGGCCUUUGCAUCUUCCGCCGACGGGAAACUCAAGUUUACAAAGAUUGAUGCACCGGUGCUAGGUCCAGGAAACACAGGCUCCGGAGCCACAUGGAACCUCACCAUGGACGACAACACUACCGGUGCCAAGCAGACAAUCACGGGUUUUGGUGGCUCUGUAACUGAUGCCACGGUCGUUGCUUAUAACCUGCUACUCACCGACAAGAAAGCUGAACUACUCCGAAAGUUGAUGACAGAAGAUGGCGCCAACUUCAGCCUCAUCCGUCAUACGAUAGGGUCAUCCGAUCUUUCACCGGCCCCUGAAUACACCUAUGAUGAUAACAACGGCCAAGAAGACCUUGAACUGCGUAGCUUUCAGCUCGGAAAAAGUGGGACAGAUAUGGUAUCCAUGCUAAAGGAGAUGAAGGCUUUGCAGCCAUCCAUGAUCCUUCUCGGAACCUCGUGGGCACCGCCGGCAUGGAUGCAGCUAGAUCGGAAACUUGUUGGCACGACUGAGAAGAACAACUUUGACCACAAGUAUGAGGCACAGUUCGGCCAGCUCUUUGUCAAGUACUUGCAAGCAUACAAAAAUGGUGGCGUGGAUGUCGAUGCCAUCACAAUCCAAAACGAACCACUCAACAGCAAUGCCGGCAUGCCCAGUCUUUAUGUUUUUCCUGAAGAAUCUGGGAAGCUGAUAAAGGACCACAUCGGCCCGGCAAUCCGCAAGGCUGGAUUCAACACCCAGGUCUGGGCAUAUGACCACAACACUGACAGGCCCGACUACCCUCAGACGGUACUUGACAUUGCCCGAGAGUUUGUUCCUUCGGUUGCGUGGCACUGCUAUGCUCCCGGCGAGAACUGGUCUGCUCUUACAACCUUUCACAAACGCAACCCCUCCGUCAAGCAAUUCCAGACAGAGUGCUGGACAUCUGCGAAGCAAACAAAAUGGAACCAGGCUUCAUGGUUCACCAUGGGCCCGCUGCAGAACUGGGCAUCGGGUUCGAUGGCAUGGACGCUUGGCACCGACAACCAGGACGGCCCUUACUUGCCAUAUCAAGGUUCUUGCGGAACUUGCACGGGUUUGUUCACAGUAGACAGGAACUCAAAAACCUACACCCUUAGGACUGACUAUUACAUGAUUGGGCAAUACAGCCGAUACAUCCCAAGAAAUGCCGUGGUACAUGUCGUUACCGGCAGUUACAGCUGGCCUGACGAUACCGGUGUGGAGAGUGUGGCGACGGUCAACCCGGACGGCACUCGAACAGUGGUGAUCGAGAACAAGCUGAAGAAUGACGUUCAUAUCACGCUCCACACUGCGAAGAGCAAAAUAUUCGUGCUACGCCAUCACCUGUUUGAUUCACCGUCAUUCUUUGCCGUCUCAGCAAUCGAGAGCUUGUCUCUGUCGCUCCCUAUAAUCGACAAUUAUUACUUCACAACACACCAAGCAUCUUGGGGUCGAAGGCGGUUUGUCCUCGCCAUUCGCGACUUUUUGCCUCUGGCAAGGUAUAUAGCGGGCCAAUCUAGGCGCGUUAGAUUUCCAGCGUCAUUUGCCACAGCCAUCGACCGUGCCGUGCACGCGCGGUCGGGCUUCCAGGCUUUGCUAAGCAAAACUGGACACAUCACCGAUGACGCUGCCGACUCACGUCAUUCGCAUUUUGCCGAGAUCCUCGACGAUGUGCGCGGGUUACUGCAGCCGUUCAUUUUACCCACGGUACCUUUCACUACUGGCCCAUGCCGUAGUUUGAGCAAAAAGAAGCUAUACUACUUUAACUCAUUCACACCCCUCACUGUUUAUGACACCCCAGACAUGGAUGAAACGGCCGACGGGAAUAAAACAGCUCAGCCAGUGUACGAGGCGGAGCGUGAGGACACAUUUGAAGACGCAUACUGGGCGUUUUCAAUACUUUUGCAUGACUUUGUUGCGCUGAGGGUGCAAGUCAAAAAGCUGUGGGAGCGGUAUGCACGUCACGAAUUGCACCUAGGGAGCGUGGCCAUCGCGACGAAUGCGGCCAUCCAGAUUGCUCGCAGCCUGGAAGAGGACGUUCAGCAUUUGUUCGCUGCUCAUGGUGGCAUCCAUGUAAUCCAGAAUCAGUGGUAUGGGAUUCUUUGCGACAAUGCCGGCCACGAUCCAAGGCCAGGACCGGGCGAGUUGCUCAACUGGGAUGCAUACCACCUUGCAGACCAUUGCUUCAUCCCGGCGAAUUUAAUCAUCGCAGCAUUCUCAGAGGCUUAUGUUCGGGGAAAGAUGCACCAUUCCAAUGGAGACUGUGGCUGGUAUGACGAACUCGCAACAGCAAGUGAUCAAAGGACGGAGUUCUUUCACAGCAAAGCUGCUCUCUCGGAAAUAUUGAUGGAAACUGCGGUCGUAUUUCACGUCUUGUCCGAGAAUGAACCGAAGGAAAUGGCGGACCUCGAUCAAAUGAUCUUGCAGACCAUUGAAACUACUGGGUCGCUGGCUUACAUGGCACAAUUGGUGCAUGCCCUGGAAGCGGAAGGUCUGCUGCCCCACGACAAGCGCUGGGACGAUCUAGACGCGGCGCGACACUUCCAACCUCGCAGUUCAUUCUUUGUGGGCAGUCCUCCGCGAGAUGUCGAGGCGCACUUUCGAAACCACGCGCUCAUGAUGGGCUGCUCCCUCACAAACUUUGCACGCAACAGGCGGGCAAAGAAGACUGAUCUCCGCAGCAGAGGCUCGCCGCGGGGUCUGAGAAUUGGAGCGCCCAUUACAAGGUUCACGGGGGACUUGUUCCGCGGGAUCGGUGCUCGUGGUGGUUUGUCGGUUGAGCAGGUGGAGCAGAUAUUAUCCAAAGGUGCGGACAGGACCAAAUUGUGGCCGGAUGGUCGUUCAUUUCCGGACACGCAGGAGAGUGUGGAAGCCGGCAAAGUUCCCCACGACCAUGAGAAGCAACGGCUGGAAGAUGGCGACGUCUCUUGCAAGCCUGCAACCCUUAUCCUGCACCUGGCGAUGGCGCUCGAGGCCGAGAUACCCGAGGCUACCUUCAACUAUUUUACGGUGUAUCGGACGACGUGGCAGGCGCUGCGCGAUCUCUGGGACGACAAUGCAUCGUAUUUUGACAAGGUGUUUGGGGAGCUCGAGGUGCUGAGAGACAAGUCGCGUGGUCCAUCACUUGUGACUUUUAUUCUGAUGGCGGCGACGGGGAGGAACGACUGGGUUGCGUUAGGUCGGGACCUCAAGCUUCCGCUGGAGCUUUCGGCCAAUUCUAUCAAGAAGAUGCUGGAUAAAGGGGUGGGCAGGGUUGCUACUGCAGAACUGGAAGGGCUGGGGAUUAAGAUCGAUGAGCUACUAUAA